Molecule: messenger RNA, 3523 nt
Organism: Ochlerotatus camptorhynchus
Lineage: Eukaryota; Metazoa; Arthropoda; Insecta; Diptera; Culicidae
Gene: stl
Product: stall
Exons: 14
Coding region: 292-3489 (1065 amino acids)
Biological process (GO): proteolysis; extracellular matrix organization
Cellular component (GO): extracellular matrix
Molecular function (GO): metalloendopeptidase activity
Source: RefSeq, a predicted model, not a curated record
AUUCAGAAUUCCUCAAAGAAUGCGGUAUAAAUUCAAAACGAGUUGAACUCAACGCAUCCGCACUCCACUAGUUAUAUUAGUAGGGUGCAAUUUUCCCCACAGAAAAUGUGGUCGUCGUAAUGCUGCAGUGAUUUUAAUUAAUGCUCGCCGGUAGAUAACGAUACAGAGCACCUAACAUAAAAGUGACAAAAUGGGAAUUUUACAACGAGUUUAACCGUUUCUAUACGUGCCUGCAGUGCCGGAAAACAGCAGAGUUCCGAAAUACCAGAUUGAAGAUAUGUGCAACGAAAAAUGCUGCGUCGAUAUCGCUCGUUACAGCAACGUCUACUGCGGCGGACUGGCUUUGCAUGGGAUGGUAGUGUAAAAAUGCUUUACUUCGCUGCUUUUCUGGUGGCAAUCUUCGUGGCCGAACAUACUGUGGGAGUGAGCUGUUUUCACCUGGAUGUGCAAAAAGUAAAUCACAUUAUAUUAGAUAACGCGAAGGUAGAUAAAAGCAACCUGCAUCGGUAUCUACAGGAACAUGAGCAAAUCUUACUAUUUGGAAAGGAAAGUACAAAUGACUUCAACAUUGUUAGCGUACGACGAAGAAAACGUGAGGCGAGGUCAUCAGAAAAGUUUAUUCAGUUUAACAUUAGCGAUAACACAGACGAAAACUUUUCUGUGAAAUUGAAGAAAUCAGAGAUACUAAUCGAUGAUUCUUUUGCAUUUAUCGAGAGCUACGAUAAUUCAACGCAACUAAUAGAUGAUUCGUAUCAAUUAGUGCAAAAGUAUGCAGACUGCUUCUAUCGCAAUGAGAAUGCAGCAUUCGAUCUGUGUGAAGGUGGAAUUCGGGGUUUGCUGAAAUCGAACCAGUCUGACUUAAUCUUACAUCCACUGCCAGAACGAUUCGGCUCUGAUAACCAUAUACUAAUUAAUAGAAAUAGUACUUCUAAGUUUACUGCUCAUACAAACCAGACUGAUAACAAUGUGAUAUUUGAGCCAGAUAUGUCCAACUAUGAACCUUCGUAUUUUGCAACGGCAAACAAGGAUCGAAAUAAACGUCAUAUUAAUAGUAUAAAGGUUCCAGAGGUCCUUCAUGUUGAAACUGCAAUUUUCAUCGAUAAAGACCUCCAUCGACACAUGUCAAAGAAUUUUCCUAAAAACACCGAAGCUCAUCUCAUUCGUUUCGUGCUAGCGAUGAUCAAUGGCGUUCAACUACUCUACAAUCAUCCCUCGUUAGGCCAUCCAAUCAAUUUCAUCCUUAAACGAUUAGAGAUCCUACACAAUGAUCCAAAGGACCUCCGACGAUCUAGUGAUAUUGAUGUGUAUCUGAACAGUUUCUGUGGUUGGCAGAGGAAGUUGAACCCGAUUUCGGACGCCGAUCCGGUACAUUUCGAUCAUGCUGUGAUACUCACUGGACUGGAUCUGUAUGUGGUAAGCAAGACCGGAAAGGUGAGCAAUCAAGUCGUUGGACUCGCACCGGUGGCUGGCAUGUGUACGAUGACUUCCAGCUGCACUAUCAACGAGGGAAAACACUUUGAAAGUGUGUUUGUGGUUUCGCAUGAAAUCGGUCAUAACUUAGGAAUGCGACACGACACUUCGGAGAAUAAUUGUGAUCCCAGUCUGUAUAUUAUGUCUCCGACACUUGGAAGUGGUAAAAUCACAUGGUCCGCAUGCAGUCGCAAUUAUCUGAGCUCCUUUUUGAAAACAACUCAAGCGAUUUGCUUAUUCGAUCGAGGUCAUUAUGGACCAAGUUUAGACCAUGCUGCCCAGGGCAUGUUGCCCGGCGAACGUUUCGAUGCAGACCAACAGUGUAUGCUCAAGUAUGGAAAGGACAGCAUUCGAUCUCAGACUCAAAACAUUGCCGAUAUUUGUCGAGACUUGCACUGCCAGAGGGAUCGAUACACAUGGACCUCGCAUCCUGCACUAGAAGGGACUGCAUGCGGAACACUUUUGUGGUGUCGAAGUGGGGUUUGUGUUUCGAAAAUUCCAGGUCUUACGAUUCAGUCCAGUGGGAAACACAUAACUGCUUUUAAGACUAUCGAUAAGAAGGCAUUUAUUGAGGGGUUGAAGUUUGCUAGUUUGAAGCAAGACACCUCCAGGAUAUUGAAUACCAUUCCAACAUGGGAUGCUUGGGGAGAGCCAACCGAGUGUGAAUCGGGCUGCUUAUAUGGCGAAUCAGGACGCCUCAAAGAAGGCAGCGUGGGUUUGCGGCAGUAUAGUAGAACUUGUCUAGAUAAAAGGAAUAGUUGCGCUGGAUCAAAUAAAAAAUAUGAAACUUGCAUAGCAAAACAGUGUUACAACAUCGCGCGAACCACCAUACUAGAAUUUGCCAAUCAAAUUUGCGACCGAGCCAAGGCGUUUGAUUCCGAUAUAUUGGGUUUAGGUCUGCAGAAAGUUGCCGAUGAUCCGGAAGAUGCAUGCAAAGUUUUCUGUGAAGCAAAAUCUGGUGAACCAAAAACCAAAAGUUGGAUCUUCCCCGAUGGGACAGCAUGCCGCGUUCAGAAUGCUGAUUUUGAUGAUUACUUCUAUUGCAUCAGUGGGACAUGUCAGAAAUUUUCCUGCAACAGCUCGUCAGAAAACUUCUACCGAAUUGAUCCAAUGUUUUGUCCCGAGAGCUUUACCCCAGCUGAUAGAUUGAGCAAUAGCAUUCAACAAGAGAAUGGACGAGAUUAUAAAAGCCUCAAUAUUUUACAAAACAUUCAUACCACCAGUCGUAAACUGGAGAAUGUGACUCAAAACUCUGUGCUUUACAACUUUCCAGAACGGAGACGCUUUCCCGAAUCAAACUUUUACAAAGCUGAUACAUACGGUAGAUGGAGAGCUCGGCAGUUUGAGCCGGAAAAAUACGACAAGCUAUCGCAGCUACGAUCUCGGAAAAAUCAGUGGGAUGUCAAGUCCGGGUGCCACUUUAGCUGCAUGGAAAAAUCUAAGGGAAUUCAAAUUGUUGCCUCGAAGAUGGAUAUCCGAACGAGCAUUCAACUAUGCACUCCAAAUACAAUCGCUUGCGACAAGGUCGCCACAACUUACGAGUACGCGACAAGGUUAUGCAAACGAUAUCAGCUAAAGGUACGUGGCCUCUCCGGCAUCGGUAUGCAAAUUGCUCCUAGCGUGGAGGAUCCGGAUCGAAGUUGUCGCAUUGCAUGCCAGGAUAAUUUCAUUCGACAUCGGUUUUACCUUGUUAAUGGGGAGCAGGGGCAUUUUCCGUUCGGUGCUCGAUGCAACCAUGACGAACCGAACCGAUAUUGUGUCAAUGGAAAGUGUUUGCGAUUUGGAGAAGACGACACGCCUGUCAACGAAUCAUACAAUAGCUUAGCACAUCUUCGAACGAAACGAAAUGUAGGAAGGGUUAGAAGACAUUUCGAAUACUUUUCCCCGGUUAACGUAACCGAACGCAUUAGUCAAGCGUAUCUCGAAAACUUGAUAGCUAAUAUCGAUUUUACAAGGACCACUGGAGACAUUCUCGAGGAUAACAUCGAUUUCAGAAAUCCAAUCUAUUUCAUUCCAUGAAAAAGGAAUAUGAAGUCAAACAUUUAGGCAUUUC